AUGGUUUUCUAUGCAUAUGUAAAACAUCUCACGAACAACCGGACCUCUCGAUAUGUGAUUACCUUCGCUAAUCGCGCAGUUGCCGAUGAGUGGUGGCGUGCCGUAUCCACUUCUACCACUGGUUUCGCGAACGGCAUUCAGCGUGUUGAUGCCCAAUUUUACACCCAUGAGACACACCUAGCCCACACCCCCGACUCCCUCACCACGGCUGGGGUUGCAACUCAAUUCCUUGGAAAGGUGUUUUUCACCUUGUUGAACGACUUGAAUAUGAAUCAUCGCGGGUUGAACAUCAUCCCGCCGCUUGAUCAUUUCGUUGACCACAUUAGCGGGAACUCGUUUUUCAUUCGCUCUAAAGUCACUCCUUACGACUAUUGGUACCGUCCUCAAUCAUGUAACGCGGUCUAUGUUUCGCGCACCGAACGCACUCGCUUCACUAUUAGUCGCACCGACAGAGGUACUGCAGGAACGGUCAUGAUUGGUUCUGACAAGAUCACCGUCAAGUUGACCACUGUCAAUCUCACUGGUCAAGCAAGUCUUUCACCUGAUCCUCAGUCGGAGUUGACAUUUAGUGCACUUUUGAGCAACUUUGCCGUUGGGUCUACCUUGUUUCAGAGCGAUGAGAUGGUGAAGGAGCUUCUCUACGCGGAGAAUGGGGGGGAGUGGGAACUCGCUUGA
Suillus discolor is the source of this 675-nucleotide messenger RNA. RefSeq lists its product as uncharacterized. The transcript is spliced from 4 exons. The coding region runs from base 1 to 675 and encodes 224 amino acids. The record is from RefSeq and is a predicted model, not a curated record. Lineage: Eukaryota; Fungi; Basidiomycota; Agaricomycetes; Boletales; Suillaceae.